GAGCCCCUUUGCUCCAAACUUCAUAGAUAAAAAGAAGCGCUUCCCCUAAUCAUUUUCCCACCUCCCACGAGAUGAACGACAACGGCGACGAUCCCAAGACCCCUCUCCUCCCGGUCCGGGACGACCAUGGCGGCGGAGGAGGGCCGCCCGUUCCACCUCCAUCGUCCUCCGGCCUCAACCUCUUCACCCCCGGCAACGUGUUCAUCGCGCUCGGCCCGCUCCUGUGCGCCGCGACGUGCCUCUGCGUGAGGCUCGACGGGCCGGUGAGCAGCCGCAACAUGCUCGGCGUGCUGGCGUGGAUGUUUGCGUGGUGGCUGACCGAGGCAGUCCCGAUGCCGGUGACCUCGAUGGCGCCGCUCUUCCUGUUCCCGAUGCUCGGGAUUGCCGCCGCCGACGACGUCGCCAGGUCUUACAUGGACGACGUGAUCGCCCUCGUUCUCGGGAGCUUCAUUCUUGCUCUCGCCGUCGAGCACUACAACAUCCACCGGAGACUCGCCUUGAAUGUAACGUUACUCUUCUGCGGAGAGCCACUGAACCCGCCUCUGUUGCUCCUUGGGAUAUGCGCCACCACGGCGUUUGUGAGCAUGUGGAUGCACAACGUGGCGGCGGCGGUGAUGAUGAUGCCCGUCGCCACGGGGAUCCUCCAGCGCCUCCCGGAGGGGCCCGCCCAGCCCGAGGCGGCGCGCAAGUUCUGCAAGGCGGUGGUGCUGGGGGUGAUAUACUCCUCCGCCGUGGGUGGGAUGAGCACCCUCACCGGGACGGGCGUCAACCUGAUCCUGGUGGGGAUGUGGAAGAGCUAUUUCCCUGAGGCCGACCCCAUCAGCUUCAACACAUGGUUCUUCUUUGGGUUCCCCCUGGCCUUGCUGAUCUUCGUGGCCUUGUGGGGGAUUCUCUGCUUGAUGUAUUGUUCCAGGGGCUCGGGAAGGGCUCUGUCUGCUUACUUGGACAAGGCCCAUCUCAAGAGGGAGCUUGAAUUGCUAGGUCCAAUGGCAUUUGCUGAAAAGAUGGUGCUGGCCGUCUUCUCGAUGCUGAUAGUUUUGUGGAUGACAAGAAGCAUAACAGAUGACAUUCCCGGUUGGGGAGCUCUUUUUAAAGGGAGAGCAGGCGAUGGAACCGUUAGUGUGAUGAUGGCGACGUUGCUCUUCAUAAUCCCGAACAAGAAGCAGAAAGGAGAGAAACUGAUGGAUUGGAACAAGUGCAAGAAGCUGCCGUGGAACAUCAUCCUCCUCCUCGGGGCCGGCUUCGCAAUCGCCGACGGGGUCCGCUCCAGUGGGCUUGCAGAUGUCCUGUCGGAAACUCUAGGUUUCCUAGAGGAGGUGCCGUACCUGGCCAUCGCCCCGGCUGUCUGCAUCAUAAGCGGGACGAUCACUGAGUUCACUUCGAACAAUGCGACCACGACGCUCCUCGUCCCUCUCCUCAUCCAGAUUGCCAAGACCAUGGGCGUGCACCCGCUGCUCCUAAUGGUUCCUGGAGCGAUCGGGGCUCAGUUUGCUUUCUUGCUACCCACCGGCACUCCGUCCAACAUCGUCGGCUUCACAACCGGCCACAUCGAAAUCACCGACAUGAUCAAGGUCGGGUUGCCUCUCAAGAUUGCCGGCAUUGCCAUACUAUCCUUGCUGAUGCCCACAUUAGGAGCAUAUGUCUUGGGAACAAAUGGUAAGGUCCCAUAGCAGAGGAGAGAUGUCUUCUGUCUUUUGGAGCUUCGCUUCCCAAAUUCAACAGGAAAAUAAAGGAUCCAAGAUUCAUCAACAGUGUAAUGCAAGUGUUGGAUUAAUUCUUUGGGACUAUUUUUAAUUUUCCUUAUCACCUCUGUAUAUAAAACGACCGAAUUUGUAGCGGGCAAACAGACAUGUGGUCCAAUUGUUUUUUUUCAUUUUUUCUGCUGAA
Eucalyptus grandis is the source of this 1887-nucleotide messenger RNA. RefSeq names its product tonoplast dicarboxylate transporter. Lineage: Eukaryota; Viridiplantae; Streptophyta; Magnoliopsida; Myrtales; Myrtaceae. The record is from RefSeq and is a predicted model, not a curated record. Gene Ontology annotation, biological process: monoatomic anion transmembrane transport. Gene Ontology annotation, molecular function: transmembrane transporter activity. Gene Ontology annotation, cellular component: membrane.